Neocloeon triangulifer is the source of this 1179-nucleotide messenger RNA. RefSeq names its product adenine phosphoribosyltransferase (gene Aprt). Lineage: Eukaryota; Metazoa; Arthropoda; Insecta; Ephemeroptera; Baetidae. Bases 206 to 745 code for a protein of 179 amino acids. The record is from RefSeq and is a predicted model, not a curated record. Gene Ontology annotation, biological process: AMP salvage; adenine salvage. Gene Ontology annotation, cellular component: cytoplasm. The transcript is spliced from 4 exons. Gene Ontology annotation, molecular function: adenine phosphoribosyltransferase activity; adenine binding; AMP binding.
UGUUCUUGCCGUGGUCGGUUCGCCCACCUCUUGCGCCCCUUUAAGUUUAUGUUAAUUAGUUUCGUUUGCUGCCUGAAAAAACAGAAAGAGUCAAAGAGAGCAAGUCGAAGGUCGAGGAGAAAGAUAAAAUAAAAUUAAGCCGGCGAAUUGCAGCGAAUUGUUUGCUUUGCUUGAUCGUGAGGGCUGUAGAUGAAAAAAUCACACAAUGAGUGCUUCUUUGACUGACAUCGAGUACCUGAAGAGCUGCCUUAAAAGCUACCCUGACUUUCCAAAACCUGGAAUUCUGUUUUAUGACGUUUUCUCAUUGCUUUCGCAGCCAAAAGCAUUUAACCUGUUAGUGGACUUGUUGGUGUCUCGAGCUAAAAGUUAUGAUCCGCCAGUGACUGCCAUCGUUGCUCUUGACUCCAGAGGUUUUCUUUUUGGACCAAUUAUUGCUCUCAAGCUCAACAUUCCAUUUGUGCCUAUAAGAAAGAAGAAUAAACUGCCUGGAAAGGUUUUGAAGGCCACUUAUCAGUUGGAAUAUGGAGAGGACACUCUUGAGAUUCAGCAGGAUGCUUUAGAAAAGGGACAGGCAGUGCUUCUGGUAGAUGAUCUUAUUGCUACAGGAGGUACAUUAGAGGCAGGCUGUAAUCUGGUCAAACAAUUGGGCUGCACUGUGAGUAGCUGUCUGGUGGUCAUGGAGCUGAAUGGCCUGAAAGGUCGAGACAAUGUCUCUGCUCCGGUUGACUCGCUUAUCCAGUACUAGACUUGAAGAUUCGUUCAUGAUUCCCCAGAAAAAAAGAACAGAAAUAAUUUCUUGCAAUGAUAAUUUGUGCAAUCGUGUAAGGUUGAAAAUAUUUGUAUUCCAUUGCACUGCAUUCCUCAAGCUCAAACUUCAGAUUUUUUAAGGCGCACUGUGAUGUAAAUUUUUUAUUGAAAGGAGAAUUCCCAUAUCUCCGUUGAAUACAUACUACAUUUGUUCAAAUACUUUUUAAUUUGAUCAAUUUCAAGAAAACGCACAAAUAAGCUUUUUAUAAAAAGCCAAUAAAAUUUCAAAAUGCUUGAUUUGUACUGUAAAGUGAAGCAUAAUAUUCUGCAUUAAAUUUUCAGAAGAUUGCUUAAAUUUCAAGGUUUUUCAUCACUGAUUACUUUUUCAUCUGGAUACAAAAAUGCAAUAUUUAAUAAAAAAAAAAAUAUGAG